AUGGCCCUGGUGACUCUGCAGCGCUCCCCCACUCCCAGUGCAGCAUCCUCGGCCAGCACGACCACCAGCAGCGCGGGGGAGGACUUUGGAAGUGACGAUGACCGGAAAACUAAUCAGAGCCUCAGUGAGAGUUUCUUCAUGGUCAAGGGAGCCGCCCUCUUCCUCCAGCAGGGCGGCACUGCACAAGGACCAGAGACCCCGAGCCACCACAAACAUGCAGGUGAUUUACCUCAGCACCUGCAGGUCAUGUUUAAGAUCCUCCGCUCUGAGGAUCGCAUUAAACUGGCAGUGCGGUUAGAGAGCGGCUGGUCGGACCGGGUGCGCUACAUGGUCGUCAUCUACACCAACGGUCAUCAAGAUACAGAGGAGAACAUCGUCCUGGGAAUGGACUUCACGGAGAAGGACAAUAAGAACUGCUCCAUUGGGAUGGUGCUGCCACUGUGGAGUGAUACCAACAUACAUUUAGAUGGAGAUGGAGGUUUCAGCGUGAACACAGCGGGGCGCUCACAUGUCUUCAAGCCUGUGUCGGUGCAGGCAAUGUGGUCUGCCCUGCAGGUCCUGCACAAAGCGUGCGAGGUGUCGCGCCGGCUCAACUACUUCCCAGGGGGCAUUGCCCUCACGUGGAUGGCCUUCUAUGAGAGCUGCAUCACCUCGGAGCAGAGCUGCGUCAACGAGUGGAACACCAUGACCGACCUGGAGACCACCCGGCCCGACUCCCCCACCAUGUUUGACGACCGGCCGACGGAGCGAGAGAGAACAGAGUGCCUCAUUAAAGCCAAGCUACGCAACCUCAUGAUGUUUCAGGACCUGGAGAACAUCACGUCCAAGGAGAUCCGUAACGAGCUGGAGCAGCACAUGAGCUGUAACCUGAAGGAAUACAAGGAGUUCAUAGACAACGAGAUGCUCCUGAUCCUGGGUCAGAUGGACAAGGCCACACUCAUCUUGGACCAUGUGUACUUGGGCUCAGAGUGGAACGCUUCAAACCUUGAAGAGCUACGUGACUGCGGAGUGGGCUACAUCCUGAACGUGACCAGAGAGAUUGACAACUUCUUCCCCGGGAUGUUCGCAUAUCACAACGUGCGUGUGUACGACGAGGACGCCACCGACCUGCUGGCCCACUGGAACGACACCUACAACUUCAUCCUCAAAGCCAAGAAGAAUAACUCCAAGUGUCUGGUGCACUGUAAGAUGGGCGUGAGCCGGUCGGCCUCGACAGUUAUUGCCUACGCAAUGAAAGAAUACGGCUGGUCUCUGGAGAAAGCCUACAACAUGGUGAAGCAGAAGCGGAGCAUAGCCCAGCCCAACGCCGGCUUCAUGAGACAGCUGGCAGAGUACGAGGGAAUCCUGGACGCCAGCAAACAUCGUCACAACAAGCUGUGGAGGCCGGGAACAGGGGAGGAGGGAUCGGAGGAUUUACAAGCGUCUGGUGGAGGAGGAGAGGAAGCCUGGGGGGGCUGUGGGGCGUCUCCCUGCAGGGCUGGGGGUCUGGAGAUGGAGCCCCUCGACUCUCUCAACUAUAAUUACUAUUUCAGACGUUUGUCAGACUCUGCGUUAGACAGUGAGCCCUCCACCCCAGUACGGGGCCCCCCCCUGCUGGGUAUGGAGAGGGUCUUCAUCGAGAUUGAAGACGUGGAGAGAGACGCCCUACUGGAGGACGAGGGUUUCCCCAUGGCCCAUCUAGCUCUGCCGGGCACGGCAGCGCAGACUUGUGGACGCCUGGACCCCCUGGAGGAGAUGAGACAAAGACUUGAGUUCAGUACUUUGGAAGAGGAGGACGAGGAAGAGGCGAAGAAAGAGGAGGCUGAAAUGGCGGCCUUGGCUCAAACCCCUGGAGGUUCAGAUGGGAGGAGGGCGGGGGAGGAGGGUGAGAAGACGGAGGAGAGACGGUUGGGUCUCGCCAACCUCAACACCAACAACAGCAACCGGCUAGCGGCCAAACGCAGCUGCCCUGCAGCUUUCGAUGACAGUGCGAGCACAGGAAACCCUUUAAAGGUGAAGCCCUCCUAUCAGUCCUGUAAAGACUGCUUGCGUCUGCCACAAGGGCGGCGCUGUGACCGUCCAGUAGGAGGCCGUUCCCACCGCCUCUACUCCUCCCGCCACUACAAUGUGCCCUCUAUAUACAUAGAUCCGCCAGGGACCAACUUUUCUUCCACUCCAAUUCUGCAGUCUCUGACGGCCCCUGCAGUCGCCCCCCCUGACGUGAUCCAGCCCUGUGCUCACCUCUACCGCUGCACCACCUGCGUCCCCGGCGUCCCACCAGCACAUCGCCUGAAACUGGUGUCACCCAUGAGCUGCGAGGAGGCAGAGGACAUGGACCAACCAACUGCGGUAAACGUGGAUGUGCAGCUCAGGGAGGGUUCAGGGACGGUCAGUGCUGCUACUGCUGAAGGUUUAAAACUCCAACCUGGUGAUGCAGCCGAGCUCCAGCAGCAGGCUCUGGCUCAGCUGCAAAUGCCAGGACUGGGGAUCGAGUUCGGUCUGGAACUGAUGCGACAGAGGGCGGAGCAGCUUGAAAAACUGCCAAGCUUGGGGAUGGAGGCCCAGCUCCCGGUGGGCCCCCUGCCUUAA
Molecule: messenger RNA, 2568 nt
Organism: Limanda limanda (common dab)
Lineage: Eukaryota; Metazoa; Chordata; Actinopteri; Pleuronectiformes; Pleuronectidae
Gene: ssh1b
Product: slingshot protein phosphatase 1b
Exons: 15
Coding region: 1-2568 (855 amino acids)
Biological process (GO): negative regulation of actin filament polymerization; actin cytoskeleton organization; protein dephosphorylation
Cellular component (GO): cytoplasm
Molecular function (GO): actin binding; protein tyrosine/serine/threonine phosphatase activity
Source: RefSeq, a predicted model, not a curated record